This is a messenger RNA of Scomber scombrus (Atlantic mackerel), 565 nucleotides long. RefSeq names its product NADH:ubiquinone oxidoreductase subunit A11 (gene ndufa11). Gene Ontology annotation, biological process: mitochondrial respiratory chain complex I assembly. Bases 61 to 468 code for a protein of 135 amino acids. The transcript has 4 exons. Lineage: Eukaryota; Metazoa; Chordata; Actinopteri; Scombriformes; Scombridae. The record is from RefSeq and is a predicted model, not a curated record.
GGUUUUUUCUCGCGAGAAUUUUGGUAAUCUCAAUUUGUCCUUGCACAGACCAAUUCAGAAAUGGGGUACUGGGACCUGCCAGAGGGCACAGACUGCGUCGAAAAGACAUGGAUCACUACUAAACUUGCAACUGCCUUGGGCCUGGUUGGUUCAGCCUAUCACAUAGUGGCUUUCCAGCCUGAUUCUGCAGUGGCAGCGGUACAGAGGGCCACCAACACCACUGUUACCAUGGCCACCAUGGGAGCCAUCUUUGGCAUGGCGACAUGUCUCAGUGCUCAGGCUCGUGAAGCCCCAGAUGACCCACUGAACUACUUCAUUGGGGGCUGUGCUUCUGGGAUCUUCCUGGGAGCCAGGACCCACAGUGCUAUGACCGGUACAUCAGCAUGUUUGGGUCUAGGAACACUGGCCUUCUUCACUAAAAUUGGCAAGAUGGAGGGAUGGAAGCUAGCUGGACCCCCCAAACUAUGAGGAGGAAGAUUGCUGCAAGAUCAACAGUAUGCUGUAAAUUAAGAGUUCAUGUAAUUCAUUUUUUUGUGAAAAUAACAUAAUAAACUGAGUCAGUUCA